GCGGAUAUAAAUAUUUCCACUUCCUCAUGCGCAUGCCCAGUGAAAAGUGAAAAAUCAUAACAAUAUCUGACGCAUAAUUAUUCAUUCGACAAAAUGCCUCUUUUUACGAGUAGUACGCCGUUUGAUCCUGAUGUUGAAAAAGCCACCAGUGAAAUGAACACGGUGGAAGAUUGGGGUCUCAUUAUGGACAUAUGUGACAAAGUAAAAAACAACAAUGGGUCAAAAGACUGUUUACGGUCGAUUGUGAAGAGGUUGAAUCAUAGAGUUCCUUUUGUUGCCAUGCAGGCACUCACAAUGCUCCAUGCCUGUGUGAACAACUGUGGGCGGGAAUUCCACCUUGAAAUCUGUUCUAGAGAUUUCAUAGCAGAGUGUCGAACUCUCAUCAAUCAAAAGGCCCAUCCAAGAGUGGCACAGAAAUUAAAGUUCCUGAUCAAAACUUGGGCUGAAAUGAAGGAAUUUAAAGAAGAUGCAGCACUCAAUCUUAUCCCGACUUUCUAUGACAGUCUUAAAAAAGAGAAGUUAGACUUUGCCGAUCCAGAUGCAUCUCCAAAGACAACUGUAAAGUUGAGUACAGAUCCAAAUGUGGCACAAUCCCAACAAGAAGAAGAUGACUUGAUGAAAGCUAUAGCACUGUCAUUACAAGAAGAAAAGACUGGCCAUAAGACAUCAAGCGGGCUGUACCCAACCACAUUCGGGGCCUCAGGCUCAUCAUCUUCACCAAGAGUCCGGGAGGUCAGAAAGGUGAGGGCCUUGUAUGACUUUGAAGCUGUAGAGGAUAAUGAAUUGACAUUCAAGUCGGGGGAGCUGAUCAGUGUUCUGGAUGACAGUGAUCCAAAUUGGUGGAAAGGGUUCAACCAGCGUGGGGAAGGGCUGUUCCCGGCCAAUUUUGUCACCGCAGAUCUGACAGUCGAGCCAGAAGAAACAAAGAAGAAGGUUGGUUUCAGUGAGGAGGUGGAGGUUAAGACAAUAGAGGCUCCGGAGCAGCUCGACAUAGAUGAGGAGAAGAUAGAUGAUAUGUUACAGCAGAUCCAGAAUGCAGACCCGACAGGAGAGACCCGGCCUGACGCUGUGGAGAUGCUUCAGUUAGAAGAACAAUGCAAGGCCAUGGGUCCGCUGAUUGAUGCAGAACUGGAGAAAAUUGACAAGAAGCACGCAGACCUUUGUGGAAUAAACACAAAGGUGCUUGAGGCCCUCCAGAUGUACCACAACCUGAUGAAGGAGACCCCUCUACCCUUCCAGUACAAGACCAUGUCUGGGUACAGCGCUGGAGCCAUGGGAAUGCCGCCUGGCCAGUCAAGCCAGCAGUUCAAUGGGAGCCAGUAUGUGCCACAGGGUCAGAUGAUGCAAGGUCAAAUGCCACAAAUGUCACAAGGUCAAAUGCCAUCAAUGAGUCAAGGUCAAAUGCCGUCAAUGAGUCAAGGUCAAAUGCCACAAAUGUCCCAAAGCCAGAUGAGCUAUGGACCUGGACAGCCUCAGACGUACACGACAGCUUCUAGUCAAAAUUACAACAAUAGUUCUGCAAUGCAAGGACCAAACCAAGGAUACAGCCAGCCCUCUUCACUACCCCAGCAGACGCAUCCCCAACAAAAUGUAGUUCCUUCACAACAAAAUAUUCCUACGCCACAGAGUAUGAAUGUAGUUCCCUCACAAUCACAGUAUGUUCAUAACAUGGGCCCAGCUUCGAACAUGGCCCCUAGUGACUAUGGCAAUCAAGCCGGGGUACAGUCAAUGUACCAACAACCUAUAUCCCACCAGCAACUCUUGUGAAAUGUGUACUCUGUAUAACAUUCUUUAUACAAACAAUACUAUUGUGAAACAUGUACACGGAUAUUUUGUAUGUGAUUUUGUGAUUGAAAAAGGAAAUGGUAGAGAAAAAUUAUCACAGAGAAAUGGCAUGAAAUGUUACAAAAUGAAAGUGUUAAGAUCAGUGAUUUGUGUUUUUAUAGAUCUUUUUAAUCUGUAAUACAGACAUAUUUUGAUAUUGUGACCGCUUGAACAAGAACUCAUUUUUUUGUUUAUCAUCACAUCAGAUAAUUUAAAAAAAAGAUGAGAUAAUCUUAAAAGUGGUACGUUACAAAAACAUUUUAACAGAAGCUCAAGAAAAACCUAGUUGUCCCACUGUAUUUAUGAAGUAUAACAGAAUUAAGUACUGUGGUUGCCAAGAUGGGAUUUUUUAUGCUCAUUCCAGUAAUCAAAAAAUAGUCUUCUUGAUAAACAACCCAAAUUCGUAUACUUCUGAAUGGCAUCAAACUUAUUUUAAAGUCUAGAAAUUGAGCAAGCCCGGAAAGUAUUUUACCAGUGCUUAGGUUGCGGGCACUUGCUAAUCUCGAGUACAGAUGUUAAAAUUGGUGAACACACAAGAUGUCUCAUUAUUAUUACUGGUUCAGUUCAGCAUAUUGUUGGUGUAGUUGUCUGCAAGAGGAACCAAAUUUAUUUAGUGAAAGUUUUGAUUCAGAAAUUGAUCAUGUUGUGUUUCUAUUUUAUUUUAAAUAUUUCUCCAUUUUUUUAUAGUGUUUCUCGACACAUUUUCUUUCAUUAAAAUAAAUGAAUGAAGCAAAACAAAAUGGAAAAAGGCAUUAUUUUUACAAGAAAAUUCAGUCUGCUUAAAUUGACAUGUUGAGUAAAGAAUUAAAAUUGUUGUUCUUUUUUUAGAACUGUCUUCUUGUGUUAUGGGUUCCUAAGUUCAGGGGCCAUGAUUAAAAACAAUCUCAACUCCGAGUUCAGACUCAAGUGGCAAAACUGCAAAUCUUCAUUUCAUUGUAACUUUCCUACUAGAUAGCAUUGAUGACAAAAUUUGCUGAAUUUUAUUACUAUUUGAAAUUGUACAAUGAUUUGUAAAAAAAUUUGGUAAAAUGAAUGAAUAAUUUUUUAUAAAGAUUCUUUUGCCAUUUGAUACAAAGGGUUUACUGAGUCUAGACUGUUUGUAAUUAUGGCCCAAGGGUUAAACCUGAAACUCAGGAUUGAGGAUUGAGGGCCUUUAACAUCAGAAUAUUAUUAAGUUGUAAAGGUAGCGUUUUGCUCGGACAUUUGCAUAAAAAAACAGUAGGAAGUACCUUGGAAUGAAUAAAGAUGACAUUGGAAACAAUAUUAAAAGGGGUCUAAGCCCUUGUAUCCUGCUUUGGGCUUGAGUCCCUCAUACUCAAGCACACCCGCAGCUAUUUUUCAGGAAUGACAAUUUACAGCUGUUAGAACCCUGAUACAUUGUAUAUAUGAUAUGGGUUAGUAGGAUUCAUUUGAUUUUAUUAGAUAAAAUUUUCUCUUGACAGAAUACACACUGUUUUCAAAAUUUAUUUGUAGAAUUAUUAUACAAUUAUAAGUAACUUGAUGUUAAAAAGCAUGAGAAUCUGAAAUGUUAAAAAUUGAUUUAACGUUUUGUAAGUUUAAUGGUGGUGACCCCAUUUUCAGCAGAUUUUGUGUCCAAACAUUCACAUCCUUGUGUUAACUGCCACUUGUAUUUAUAAAUAUCUUGAUUAAACUUAUAACAGUUGAUGUCUUUCCGCAACUCAGCAUGUCAAGAUAAUUAGACUGCAUACAACAUCCUUACUUUGUAUAGUAUGUUUGUGAUAAAAACCUCUAACAUGUUGCUUACUUAACAUCCUCUUUACGUCUGUCUUUCUUUAUGUGUGACGGUAUGCUGUUGUUGUUAUCGUUGUUGUUUUAGUAAACUUCUCAUCUUUACCUCAAUUGCUUUGUCAACUCUUUGUCAAAGAUGUCAUCACCCUAGUGCAAGAAUUCAAUAGCUGAAUAUAGAAACAAAAGCCAGGGCUGUCUUUCAGUUUUAGGGGGAAUGGGCUAGGGCACUUUGAAAGGGGAAUGUUGUCAAAAAGGGGAUUUUAAAAUUAAACUAAUAUUUCAUAUUCUUAAUGAAAAUAUGGUGUUACAACUGAAAUAAAAUUCACAUUAAUCAAAUAAAAAUAGCGUGAAGACUGAUUUGAUUUUGAUUUUUUUAAAUGGGAAUUUUAACACAGAAUUGGGGGAAAAUCUAUACUUUUUAGGUUGUGAAAUUUGGAGGGGAAAUUUGGCUCCAGAAUCACUAAAAAGAAUGUUCUGGAAUCUGUUAUUGAUUUCUAGCAUAAAGAUGAUGAUAUAUUUACAUAAUUUGUUGAUAGUUUUCUCUUGCAUUGUUACAUUUACAGGUAAGAAUAUUAAAUGGAAAUUUAUUUACAUAAAAGGAUUCUGCAUUACGCAUUCAUUUAAACUAGAAGUAUUUCUAUAUCUUUUUAUAUAAUUAAUGCAAACUGUUCAGACUUUGCGGAUGCAAGGUGAAAAUAUCAUUAUUGUAAUUUAAGAUUUUAAAAUUAAAAUAAACAAACAAGUCUGUCUGCAGGGAAACUGCAUUUGUUACCUAAUGUACAUUAACUUUGCCAAGUUUUAGGAAUUUAAUGUAAUUGUGAGAUGGAAAAUGUUUGUUAUAGUUUUUUAUAUGAGACAAUAGAUGUUCAUGAAUCUGACCCACACUAUGAUUUACAAUAUUGUUAAACUCCUGGGGACCCCAAUUUAAAGUGAUACUCUUAUUCGAAAUCAAUAUAUAAACAUGUUGAAGAAACAUCACUUUUGACUGAUAAAUCUUACGCUACUUACUAAAUAAUUCAUUCAUGGAAAAUAUUAAUUACUGAUAACACGCUUGUAGUCGUGAAUUCAAUAGCAGAAAGCGCAAAAAUAUUAACUGAGUGGUGAAUGCUAAAAGAUUUACUGUGGUCUAUUAUAGCCACAUAUGGUAGAAAUACAGUGUUAAAUGCUCAUUUAUUUCAAAUUUCACUCGGUACCCUUCAUAAAGACCAUUGUUUUCGACAUUUACUCAUCCUUUUUGGAAUAUUAAAACAAUAUUAUUCAUUGUGGUAAAUCUUAUUUGGGAGUAAGAGUGCAUCUUUAAUGUUGGUAUCAUUUGAAAGGCAUGUUUGCUGAGUACUUAUACGUUUAAUAAAUGACCAAAGGUAUUCAUAAAGAAAUAAAUGUUUGAAUAUUUACUCUUUUUGUCAGAUGUAAUUUGACCUAUUCUGCAAUCUUUGAAGGUCAAAAAUAAAUAAAUUAUAUUUUCGGUACUUUUUUUUUUCAUUUUCUGUAUCAGCCUUUCAAAUAAUGCAUAAAUGUUAUGGGGUUUCAAGACAUCCAAAAUUCUCAUAUUUAAAGGUCAAAUAUCUUCAUUUUGUGUAAAUUAUUAGAUUGAUUGAAACCUUGUUUCAAAAGGUUGUGAACAAAUAACAGCCAUUAAAAGUAAAAGCUGUUAUUUUUCUGUGCAAAUAUGUGUAUGCAAGUUUGACCACAAGAAUGUCUUAACAUGUCAUUCAUUUUAGUUUGCAAUUAUAAAGACUGUAUGCUUUUAUAUUAUUUUGUAUGACAUUGAUUUAUCCAUCUUGUGAAUGGUAUUGAAAAGGCGCUGAUAUUCAGCAUUUUACAUGCAUUUUAAAAACAUAGUUUGUAUUUUCAUAUGAAUAUAAAUAAAUAUAUGCGACAUAGUUGCUCUUUGCAAAUUUUAAAUGGAAAAAAAGCCUUACUGGUUUAUGGAAUAAGAUAUAAAGGAUUAUUGUUUGUUUCAGUGAUAUAUAUUUUAUAUUCCAUCCAGUGAGCACCAAAAGUAAUAUUUACAUGAAUAGCACUUAAAUGUUUUUUCUCUCUUUCUAAACAGUGAUAUAUUCCUCGGGAAAUUGUAUAUUUCAUCCAGUGAACACUGAAAGUAAUAUUUUCAUGAAAGGCACUGAAAUGGUAUUUCACUGUUUCAAAACAAUGAGAUAUCACUUAUAUCCACUGAUAAAAUUCUAUAAACCAUCGUAAGGCAUAAAAAUUCCUCUUGAAACAUUUAUUUGCAUUUUAUUAUCCAAAAUGUUAACUUUGUAACAACUUUAUUUUUCAAGAAUUUAAGUAUUAGGAUAUAAAUUAUGUGAAUUGCCGAAAGUAUUUUACAUGUAUGUAUCAGUUUUUUGUUACUUCUCACAUUUUGUUAUCUCUCAUAGUGCAAUCUAGUUGAGUGUUUUUUUCACGUGUUGUAGGCAUUUUUGUUAUUGACUAACUGUUCUGUCAUUGCCCCUAACAAAUACAACAAAACCUUAACCUGAAUUACAAUCUUAAUAAAAGCAAACUUGAUAUACAGUCAAACCCAUUGGCUCAAUAUCGCUCUGAUCUUAUAAGUACUUUAACUUUAAAAUUCUGGUAUGUUUAAAAUUAACAUAAAUUUUAGAAAGUUUAUUAGACAUUCUUUGGAAUUCAUUACAAGAGAUUCAAGAAGGAAGGAAGAUUGACAGUUUUCAUUGACCUUUCUGCCAAUAACUUUUGUAUUGCCUAUAGACCAGGCCCCAAUUUCUCGAAACUUCUUAAGCUUAACAGGCUUAAGUCGCUUAUUUCAAUUAGCCAAAAUACAUACUAACAAUAGAUUGUGAUAAAUGAACAAUGGUUUCUUCUAAUUAGCAUACAGAUUUUCCUUAUAUAAUUUCUAAAAACUCUUAAAGAAGUAAAUAUAACGCAUGUUAUAGAACAAUAAAAAUAGUGAGUUUAGCUUAAUCCUGUUAUAAGGGACUUAAGAAGUUUUGAGAAAUUGGGGCCAGGGGUUAUUAAAUCAGACAAUUUGCAGGUUUUUGCCCAUUUUGACUAUGCUUGACCAACCUCACUCACAGAAAUCGGCUAAAAAUUGGUUCUAUUUCUUUCAUUUUUUUUUAAUAUUUUGAUUUGAAAUUGCUAAGUCAGUAAAAAAUGUAAUACACAAACCUUGUCAAACAUUCAUAAAUACCCCCAAUAAAUGUGUCAAGAAAGGAACAGACACAUAAAAUGUUUUAGUUUACAUGUAUUCAUAUGUAUAGUAGCCAACCAGUGUGCUAUUGGUCAGUGACGUUAUUUCAUUGUGAAAUCAACCAAUCAAUAACUGGUUGGCAAUUACAUUAUGAAUUGUUAUAUAACUAUGAACUUGUCUGUUUGUGUAAAUUUGGAAAUAAAAAAUCUUAAAAUAAUUGUUGAUGAAUGUUGUUAAUGAAUGCUUAUUUUUUAUUGCCUUGACUUUUUCAAAUAUUUCUAG
Molecule: messenger RNA, 7003 nt
Organism: Mya arenaria
Lineage: Eukaryota; Metazoa; Mollusca; Bivalvia; Myida; Myidae
Product: signal transducing adapter molecule 1-like
Exons: 16
Coding region: 94-1767 (557 amino acids)
Biological process (GO): protein transport to vacuole involved in ubiquitin-dependent protein catabolic process via the multivesicular body sorting pathway
Cellular component (GO): ESCRT-0 complex
Molecular function (GO): phosphatidylinositol binding; ubiquitin binding
Source: RefSeq, a predicted model, not a curated record